Messenger RNA from Penicillium subrubescens, 1092 nucleotides. RefSeq names its product TDT family transporter. Bases 1 to 1092 code for a protein of 363 amino acids. The transcript has 4 exons. Gene Ontology annotation, biological process: sulfite transmembrane transport; transmembrane transport. Gene Ontology annotation, molecular function: sulfite transmembrane transporter activity. Gene Ontology annotation, cellular component: plasma membrane. Lineage: Eukaryota; Fungi; Ascomycota; Eurotiomycetes; Eurotiales; Aspergillaceae. The record is from RefSeq and is a predicted model, not a curated record.
AUGGGCACAGGAAUUGUCGCCGUGUUGAUGAACUCGGUGCCUUUUCACGCCCCAGUUCUCUAUUACCUGUCUAUUGUCUUCUUCCUGCUCAACGUGGUGAUCUUCUCGCUGGCGUUGAUCAUCUCCAUCCUUCGAUACACCUUGUAUCCGGAAAUUUGGCGAGUCAUGAUCCAGGACCCAACCAACUCGCUCUUCCUGGCCACGAUCCCCAUGGGGUUCGCGACACUCAUCGAGAUGUGGGUCUUGAUCUGUGUUCCGCGAUGGGGUCCCUGGGCCACGUCCGUUGCAUGGGCACUAUGGAUGGUGGAUGUCAUUGCGGCAGCCUCGGUCACUCUUUCUCUCUCCUUCGUUUUGAUCUCUCAACGAUAUAUCACGUCGCUUGACCGCAUCACUGCCCUCCAACUAUUGCCCAUUGCAGCGACCAUCGUUGCGGCCGGGGUCGGUGCCAAGGUCGCUGAUAUCUUGCCAAAUGAACAGCAUGCAUUAGGCACUUUGCUCGUUUCUUUUGUUCUCUGGGGAAUGGGCACCCCGUUAGCAGUGGCUGUGCUGGUCAUCUAUUACCAGCGGUUGGCGGUUCACAAACUCCCUCCACGAGAGGCCAUCGUGAGUUGCUUUCUGCCUCUGGGGCCUCUUGGCUUUGGUGGCUUUGGAAUAAUCUAUAUUGGGAAAGUUGCCCGGGGGCUUUUGCAAGACUCCGACAUCCUGGACCCCAUUGCAGGCUCCAUGGCCUACGUCUUGGGCGUGUUCAUCUCCCUUCUCAUGUGGAGCUUUGGGUUGAUCUGGCUCGUCUUUGCAUUGGCAACGGUGCUCUACAGCUCUCCAUUUCCGUUCAACAUGGGAUGGUGGGGAUUCACGUUCCCAUUGGGUGUUUACGCGGCGAACACGAUGGUACUGGGAGUAGAACUGGACAUGAUGUUUUUCAAAGUCUUCGGAACAAUCUUGAGCACAGCAGUAUUGUUGCUAUGGGCCCUCGUUGCAUCCCGAACGGCGGUGGGUGCCUGGCGUGGCAAUCUGUUCUUCGCCCCGUGUCUCCAAAAUUUGAUCCUGAAAGAAAAUGACGAGGAAACUGAUGCCGCUCAGCAUCGAGCAUGA